CGAGGUUCUUCCUUUCUCAGCCAGCACCGUUGCAGUGGGUGAGUGCGUGGCUUGGAUGGACUGGUGAAGUUAGUCAAAAUUCACUCAAGUCAGCCCAUUUGGAAUUUCACUAGAACGCCACCGACAUGCCGGCGUAUUUUCAGCGGCCAGAGAAUGCUCUGAAACGAGCGAACGAGUUUCUGGAGGUUGGCAAGAAGCAGCCGGCCUUGGAUGUUUUGUACGAUGUCAUCAAGAGCAAAAAACAUCGAACAUGGCAGAAGAUCCACGAGCCCAUCAUGCUCAAGUACCUGGAGCUCUGCGUGGACCUUCGCAAAAGCCAUCUGGCCAAGGAGGGUCUCUACCAGUACAAGAACAUCUGCCAGCAGGUGAACAUCAAAUCUCUGGAGGAUGUGGUUCGGGCUUACCUGAAGCUGGCAGAGGAGAAGACAGAGACAGCCAAGGAGGAGUCCCAGCAGAUGGUCCUGGACAUCGAGGAUCUGGACAACAUCCAGACCCCAGAGAGUGUGCUCCUGAGUGCUGUGAGUGGAGAGGACACUCAGGAUCGUACUGAUCGCCUGCUGCUCACUCCCUGGGUGAAGUUCCUGUGGGAGUCCUACCGCCAGUGCCUGGACCUGCUCCGAAACAACUCCAAGGUGGAGCGUCUGUAUCAUGACAUUGCCCAGCAAGCAUUCAAGUUCUGCCUGCAGUACACUCGCAAGGCUGAGUUUCGCAAGCUGUGUGACAACCUGCGUAUGCAUCUGGGGCAGAUCCAGCGCCACCACAACCAGAGCACCGCCAUCAACCUGAACAACCCUGAGAGCCAGUCUAUGCACCUGGAGACACGUCUGGUGCAGCUGGACAGUGCCAUUAGCAUGGAGCUCUGGCAGGAAGCUUUCAAGGCUGUUGAGGACAUCCAUGGACUGUUUGCUCUUUCCAAGAAGCCUCCCAAACCCCAGCUGAUGGCCAAUUACUACAACAAGGUGUCCACUGUGUUCUGGAAAUCUGGAAAUGCUCUUUUCCACGCCUGCACUCUCCACCGGCUCUAUCACCUGUCCAGGGAGAUGCGCAAGAAUCUGACCCAGGAUGAGAUGCAGAGGAUGUCCACCAGAGUCCUCCUGGCAACUCUUUCCAUACCCAUCACCCCUGAGCGCACUGACAUUGCUCGGCUGCUGGACAUGGAUGGCAUCAUUGUGGAGAAACACCGCAGGCUGGCCACGCUCCUGGGCCUCCAGUCUCCGCCAACCCGCCAGAGUCUCAUCAAUGACAUGGUGAGAUUUAAUUUACUGCAGUAUGUUGUACCUGAUGUGAAAGAACUUUACAACUGGCUGGAGGUUGACUUUCAUCCUCUGAAACUGAGUGGAAGAGUGACCAAGGUUUUGAACUGGGUGAGAGACCAGGCUGAGAAGGAGGCUGAUCUGCAGCAGUAUGUUCCUCACCUGCAGAGCAACACCAUCCUGAGGCUCCUGCAACAGGUUGCACAGAUUUAUCAAAGCAUCGAGUUCAGCCGUCUGGCCUCCCUGGUUCCAUUUGUGGACGCCUUCCAGCUGGAGCGCUCCAUUGUGGAUGCUGCCCGACACUGUGAUCUACAGGUCCGAAUCGACCACACCUCUCGGACUCUGAGCUUUGGUUCUGACCUGAACUACUCAACCAAAGAGGACGCUCCUGUUGGUCCUUUCCUACAGAACAUGCCCUCAGAGCAGAUAAGGAACCAGCUGACUGCCAUGUCUGCUUCCUUGGCUAAGGCCAUCCAGGUCAUCAAGCCUGCCUCCAUCCUGCAAGAGCGUGAGGAGCAGAACCAGCAGGCCAUUGCUGCCUAUCUGAAAAAUGCCCGCAAGGAUCACCAGCGUAUCCUGGCUCGUAGACAGACCAUUGAAGAGCGUAAGGAGCGCCUGGAGAGCCUGAACAUUCAGCGUGAAAAGGAGGAGCUGGAGCAGCGGGAAGCUGAGAUGCAGAAGGUCCGCAAGGCUGAGGAGGAGCGUCUGCGCCAGGAGGCCAAAGAGAGGGAGAAGGAGCGCAUCAUGCAGGAGCAUGAGCAAAUCAAGAAGAAGACAGUCCGUGAACGACUGGAGCAGAUCAAGAAGACUGAACUCGGAGCCAAGGCCUUUAAGGAUAUUGACAUUGAGGACCUGGAGGAGCUGGAUCCAGACUUCAUCAUGGCCAAACAGGUGGAGCAGCUGGAGAAGGAGAAGAAGGAACUUCAGGAGCGUCUGAAAAACCAGGAGAAAAAGAUUGACUACUUUGAGAGAGCCAAACGCCUCGAGGAGAUUCCUCUCAUCAAGAAGGCUUAUGAGGAGCAGCGUAUCAAGGACAUGGAACUGUGGGAGCUCCAGGAGGAGGAGAGGAUCAGUAACAUGAAAGUUGAGCGGGAGAAGGCUCUGGAGCACAAGAAGCGCAUGUCGAGGAUGAUGGAGGACAAAGAAAACUUCUUGUCUAAAAUUACCGCUGCCCGUAGCUUCAUUUAUGAGGAAAAACUGAAAGCUUUCCAGGAGCGUCUGGUGGAGGAGAGGAAGAAGCGUCUGGAAGAAAGGAAGAGACAGCGCAAAGAGGACAGGCGUAAUGCUUACUACCGCCAGAAAGAGGAAGAGGCCCAGCGUAUCCACGAGGAGCAGCUCAAGAAAGAGCGUGAGGAGCGUGAACGCCUGGAACAAGAGCAGAGAGAGGAGGAGGAGAGGGAGUACCAGGAGCGUCUGCGCAAGCUCGAGGAGCAGGAACGGAAGCAGCGUGCUCGUCAGCAGGAGAUUGAGGAGCGAGAACGCCGUCGUGAGGAGGAGAGAAGGGGCCCGCCGGAGGAGAAAGCUAAGGAAUGGGGUGAGAAGGAGGAGGGAGGAUGGAGGAGCUCGCGGCGCACUGAGGGAGGUGACUCAGAGCGGCGGCGUCCUGUGCCUGACAGGGACUGGAGACAGGAGGGCAGUGAAGAUGACAAAGAGGAGAGGGAGGUGCCCUUCAGGCGAGGAGAGGGUCCCCGCAGGGGCGGAGAUGACAGAGGACCCCGUCGGGGCUUUGAUGAUGAUAGAGGCCCACGUCGUGGCGGUGAUGAGGACCGUCCUCCACGCAGAGGGAUGGAUGAUGAUCGUGGUCCACGUAGAGGCUUUGAUGAUGACCGCGGACCAAGGAGGGGUGGAGAUGAGGAGCGUGGCCCAUGGCGUGGUUUUGAUGAUGACCGUGGUCCCAGGCGUGGCUUUGAUGACGACAGAGCUCCCCGCCGAGGCAUGGAUGACUCCAGGGGUCCCAGACGCGGGGCUGAUGAUGACUGGGGCAGAAGAGGAGGAGAUGAUGAAAGAGGUGGAAGGAGAGGCAUGGAUGACGGGCCACGUCGUGGUGGUGAUGACGCAAAACCAUGGAAACCCCUGAGCAGACCUGUUGCAGGUGGCUGGCGUGAGCGGGAGAAGGCCCGAGAGGAGAGCUGGGGACCUCCCCGUGGUGGUGGAAAUGACGAUGAUGGUGAAGGAGAGGAAAGAUCCAGCGACCGCUUCAGAGAGCGUCGCCCACAGAGAGAGGAGGGUGGUCCCUGGAGGAGAGCAGGUGGAGAGGAGGGGGGCAGCAGCUGGAGAGAGUCUCGCAGAGAGGACGACCGCGAGGAUCGUCGUGAUCGUGAUGAUCGCCGUGGUGAACGCCGUGAUAGAGAUGACCGUGAGCAAAGAGCCCCACCCAGAGAGAACGAAGAGGGAGGCUCUUGGCGUCGUGGAGGUGGAGGUGAAGAAAAGCGCGAGGAGCGGGACAGGGACCGGCCCAGAGACAGAGAACGCGACCGUGAUGGUGAAGGAGAAAAGGGUUGGCGUUCAGAUAGAGAAAUCCCUCGUCGCACCAAGAAUGAGACGGAUGAUGACGGCUGGACCACUGUCCGUCGCUGAGAGCAACAGCCUCUGCAUCUAAUUGGCUCAGAUGAUGAUAAAUUGGUUUUGAAAAAAAAAAAUUCAGUAUCCAUUUAGCCAUGAUGAUAGAUUAAUGGCUACAAGCUCCUGAUACUCGUGCGUUAUUCUUUUGAAUGAAAUAUUUGUAGACAGUAGUUUUCCUGGGAAUUGUUUAUCUUUACUUUGAGCAGUUCUGAACCAGAGGCUCUCGACCACCUGAAACCAUCAGCCAAUGAACUUGUGUGCACUUAGUCCUCAUGCAGAUCAUUAAUCCAAACAUGACUGCCCCAAGUGGCUGGGAGUGUUAUUAGCUAAAACGAUGAAGUGAAACUGAUUUCAACUGAAAACCAAUGUACCUGCUCCAACGUUCAAUGCAAAUUCAGUGUAUCACCAACUGCCUCUUUUGGAUAAUUAACCUUUGCAUAGAUAUUAUAUUAAGGCACAGAUCUACAUCUCUUGUAAUGGCAUUUGUCAUCUGCUUCAUUGAUCUCUGCUCUUCAUCUAAUGUUUCAGAUGCUGCUUGUUAAGGACAUAGUGGACUUUCCAUUUUGAUGUGUAUUAGAGUAUUCAAUUGAUCUCACUCAAUAUCCAGCGUGUGCUUCUAUCUUACUGCAAUCAGUGUCAUCAAAGCUGGUUGCAUGUGUACAGAUAAAGCCUUUAUUAAUAAAGAUGUUUGCUCACCA
Seriola dumerili (greater amberjack) is the source of this 4513-nucleotide messenger RNA. It is a transcript of the gene eif3s10, whose product is annotated as eukaryotic translation initiation factor 3 subunit A. Gene Ontology annotation, molecular function: translation initiation factor activity; mRNA binding. Gene Ontology annotation, biological process: translation reinitiation; formation of cytoplasmic translation initiation complex. The record is from RefSeq and is a predicted model, not a curated record. Gene Ontology annotation, cellular component: eukaryotic translation initiation factor 3 complex, eIF3e; eukaryotic translation initiation factor 3 complex, eIF3m; multi-eIF complex. The transcript has 22 exons. NCBI's taxonomy places the organism in Eukaryota, Metazoa, Chordata, Actinopteri, Carangiformes, Carangidae. The coding region runs from base 126 to 3830 and encodes 1234 amino acids.